Closterium sp. Naga37s-1 is the source of this 759-nucleotide messenger RNA. The record is from the annotation of a GenBank genome assembly. Lineage: Eukaryota; Viridiplantae; Streptophyta; Zygnematophyceae; Desmidiales; Closteriaceae.
AUGGUUUUAGGUGUGCAAAGAAAGCUGCGAUUUGCGUGGCGCGUGCGCGCGACACCCGCCUACCAGCAACGGCCGGGGGUCGCGCCUGGCGCACGACGGGGCGGAGACACGGUGGCCGCCCGCCCGCCCGCUCGCCCGCGGAGGCCGGGGGCCGCACCGGGGAGGGCCGGCGGGCGCGGCGCGGCGGCCGGCCGCCCGCCCGCGGAGGCCGGGGGCCGCGCCGGGAAGGGCCCGCGGGCGCGGCACGGGGCGGGGCGGGGGCGCAGCGGUCGCCCGCACGCCGCGCCGGGGAGGGCCGGCGGGCGCAAUGCAGGCCACCACGGGGUGCGGUGGCCACCGGGGGGUGCCGGCGGGCGUGGCGCGGGGGCGCGGAGGCCGCCCGCCCGCGAAAGGCCGGGGGCUGCGCCGUUGAGGGUCUGUGGGCUCAGCGCGGUGGUCGCCCGCCUACGGAAGGUAGGGCUGGUGGGUGCGGGGCGGGGGCGCGGUGUCCGCUCGCACACGGAGGCCGGGGGCCGCGCCAGGGAGAGCUCGCGGGAGCGGCGCGGCGCGGGGCGGGGGUGCGGCGGCCGCCCACCUGCGCAUGCCGGGGGCCGCCUCGGGGAGGGCCAGCGGGCGUGGCGUGGCGCGGCGGGGCCGCGGCGCGUGACAGGGGCGCGGAGAGACGGCGGUGCGUUGGAGCAGAGGAGUGGUGGCACGGCAAUGGAGUUUGUCUCGUUCCCCCUCCCUUUGCCAGGCACUCUGGAGGAGCCAGCGCGGUAA